Amblyraja radiata (thorny skate) is the source of this 4067-nucleotide messenger RNA. Its product is annotated as casein kinase I. The transcript has 15 exons. The record is from RefSeq and is a predicted model, not a curated record. Gene Ontology annotation, biological process: protein phosphorylation. The coding region runs from base 442 to 1842 and encodes 466 amino acids. NCBI's taxonomy places the organism in Eukaryota, Metazoa, Chordata, Chondrichthyes, Rajiformes, Rajidae. Gene Ontology annotation, molecular function: protein serine/threonine kinase activity; ATP binding.
GAACAUUUUGUAACAAAAAAAAGCAACCGAGAAUUGGUGUUGGCGGCUGCGCGGCCUCUGGUCAAAGCCAGCAGAGCACAGUUUCCAUCUGUAGCUGCAUUACCGCCUCCCUGCCCGGACUGAGAGAGAGAGACCAGGAUUUUCUUAAACCCUCGCACUUCAUAAUCCAAACACCUGCAAAAUAACCAGGUCCACAGCAACUGUGCGCCGUUAAUUGGAACAAUCAUCUUGUGCAAAUGGUGGAAUUUGUUCAUUAUUGUUGUCGAUACCAGGGAAGAUUUUGCAAAUGGGAUGAAUAAUUUUUGAAUACUCUGCCAGCGAUUGAACAAGCUGAGCUGGUUUGCUGAUUUUAUUGCGGAUGAUGCUUCUGCUGUGGAACUCUACAAUCUGAAAUUGCAUAACCGAGUAUAUACAGAAAACUGCCAUAGGUUGGAACUCGUUAUGGAGAAAACUAAAGAUAAAGAUAAAAUUGAUGAAAGAUCUAGAAUGACAAGGAGUGGUGGACGAAGUGCCCAUAAUUCUGGUGUUUUAAUGGUUGGACCCAACUUCAGGGUUGGAAAAAAAAUAGGAUGUGGCAAUUUUGGAGAACUUAGAUUAGGUAAAAACUUGUACACAAAUGAAUAUGUGGCGAUUAAAUUGGAACCAAUGAAGUCCAGAGCACCACAACUUCACUUGGAAUAUAGAUUUUACAAACAGCUGGGAUCUGGUGAUGGAAUUCCUCAGGUUUAUUACUUUGGUCCAUGUGGAAAAUACAAUGCCAUGGUGCUUGAAUUACUGGGACCUAGCUUGGAAGAUUUAUUUGACCUUUGUGACAGAACAUUUUCCCUUAAGACCGUGCUUAUGAUUGCUAUACAACUAAUUUCCCGAAUGGAGUAUGUUCACUCAAAGAACUUGAUAUACAGAGAUGUAAAGCCAGAGAACUUCUUGGUGGGACGACCAGGAAGCAAAAACCAGAAUGUAAUUCACAUAAUAGAUUUUGGACUUGCAAAAGAGUAUAUAGACCCAGAGACAAAAAAGCACAUCCCUUACAGAGAACAUAAAAGCCUUACUGGGACGGCAAGAUACAUGAGCAUCAAUACACAUUUAGGAAAAGAACAAAGCAGAAGAGAUGACUUAGAAGCAUUAGGUCAUAUGUUCAUGUAUUUCCUCCGUGGCAGUCUACCUUGGCAGGGCCUUAAGGCGGACACAUUAAAAGAAAGAUAUCAGAAAAUCGGGGAUACCAAGCGAGCGACACCUGUUGAAGUAUUGUGUGAAAACUUUCCAGAAGAAAUGGCUACGUAUUUACGCUAUGUAAGAAGGCUGGACUUCUUCGAGAAACCAGACUAUGACUACCUAAGGAAACUCUUCACAGACUUAUUCGAUAAGAAAGGUUACAUGUUCGAUUAUGAAUAUGACUGGAUCGGCAAACAGCUUCCCACUCCAGUUGGCUCAAUUCAUACAGAUAAUGCUCUCACGACAACCAACAGAGAUAGUCAUCAACACAGGGAUAGAACACAAGCCAAAAAUCAGUCAGCAGAGCACAGGGGUGCUUGGGACACUCAGCAGGCCAACUCCCAUCAGUUGAGAGCUCACCUGGCAGCUGACCGACAUGGUGGUUCUGUACAGCUGUUCACCAACACCAUUGAUCUCUCCCUACCGAUUCUUCCCAUACACACGGUGGUUAGUUCAACGAAUGGGGAAUUGAAUACAGACGAUCCAACAGCUGGACACUCCAAUGCACCGAUCACGGCCCCAGCUGAAGUAGAAGUAAUGGAUGAAACAAACUGCCAGAAAGUGUUGAACAUGUGGUGCUGCUGUUUCUUUAAACGGAGAAAAAGGAAAACUAUUCAACGUCACAAAUGACUCUGGAAGCCGUCUGAUCAUGGAGAAUUACUUACUUGUUCAUCUGCUGUCUCUUCAUAAACAAAAAAAAUCAAUCAUCUCUGCAGUGACAACAGACUUUAUCAAAGGACUUUUCCUUGUAUUUUUGCCCAGUAAUUUGGGCGGUUGUCUGAUGUGGGCGUUCUGUUUUUAUUUCAUCAUCUUGAAACUAUGUCGCAUCCUAUGUCUAUGUGUUCAUAUUUUGAGGUUGAAGGAGGGACCUUUUGCCAGGUAAUGUAUGAAACUCAAACUUUUUCUGUGACUUUAACCAAAUCAGGCUGGAGUUUGUUUAAAUACAAUGGGUUGAUUUGGUCCCAGCACGUGAAAGGCAGGAAUUGUAAGGUGCUUGGUAGUGACAACCUCUGAAUGUUUACAAGUUGAGAACUAAUUUUGUCGCCCAGGAGCUCCUUUGAAUAUAUCUGUAGUAAUUGCAUAGCCAGGGGUUUGGUCUGUCAGCCUGAUGAUCCAGGACAUGAUUAUCAUUAUCUCAAUAACUGAAGAAACUAGGACAAAACAAACAGACAAGUCUGAAUUCUACAAUUAUCUUUUAUUUAUCUUGAUUGAAGACCUCUGCACAAAAUUUUCAGUAUUACAUUUUAUGCUGUGUGCACCUGUCUUUGUCGAGGCUGCUGUCCAGAGCAACUGUGGAAGGAAUUGGGUUGAUUCAGCAGGUCGGCGAUUCAUGGCUGUUGCACUAUUACAAUACAAACAACCUGAGAUGGCUCCAGACAUUUGUGUGUACAAACAAUACCUGCUUUAUUUACCUCCAAAUGGAGAAGAAAUGCAGUAGAAGGGCAGCAUGUGCUUAUUGUAUGAUAUUAUGACAUGUUUGUAAAAUGUAAACUGUGCUUCCUGAUGUAUUGUUUGGACUGAUAGAUGCUGAAUGUCCUGAGAGCUCGUAGAAUGAAGGAGGUAAGAAGAUAUUUUGAUCAUGCUUUGAAAUAUGCCGUGAGGAAGCACAUGGACUAAACCUGUGAUGAUGGAUAAUGGGAGCGAUGUAUCAUGAAUGAACUUAAUACAUAAUACAUGAUUUAAAAUCCAGAAACUGCAAAUCAUAAUGGGCAGGGAAUUACUUUUGUGUCUGCAGUAUAUCACCAAAUGCUUUGGCCUAAAUGGAUUUUAGGUAAGACCUAGGUAACAUCUAGAAUUGUCAGGCAAUUUGGAUGCACUACGUCUAAUUCAUAAAAUAGUUCUUUAAUAGAAAGCUAAAGAAUGUGAAACAAAUGGGCCAGGUAAUAUUGCCUGUUGCAUUUAAUAGCUGUGGUACCUAAACUGUGCAGUUGUAUGUGAAGCAUUCCUUUCCUAUCGUAAAUAUAGCCGUUCAAAGACUUCAUUCUGGAGAUGGGUCAGGUACUUUCUCUAUAAAUCCUUAAAGUGCCUGCAUUAGGAACAGAUCAGCUGUUCUACAAAACAUCUCAUUCUGUUUUCCAUCUUCUGCUCAACGGUUCGCUUCCACAGACGUUUAAAUACACCACUGGGACUUCCAAUGUUGUGCAGUGUUUAUCAGCUGUUUUCUACAGGUUUUUAGUUUCAAUUUUGCGCUGAACGUCAAGUUCUGGGUUAUGUCUGAUGCAAUGUAUUAAAUUCAAAUAAUACGUUGUAUGCAAAUUUCUUUGCAUUUGAGUAGAAAGACUGGAAGAAAAGUUAGAAUAUUUUAACAUGAAACUGCAAAUCAUAAUGGGCAGGGAAUUACUUUUGUGUCUGCAGUAUAUGACCAAAUCUUUUUUCCUCUUAAUUACAUGAUGAGUGUAAAUAAGUACAGUAAUUUUUCUGUACCUCCACAAAUUUGAUCAUCACUUUCAAAUUAACUUUUGUUGGUAGGUCUUUUGCCUGUACGGAGUGCACAACGUGAUGUUGGCACAUAAAGCAAGGAAGGUGUACUGUAUAUUAAUGUAAUUAUGGACUGUAAUCUUUACAAACAAAUCAACCAUUUCCUGUUUGCUGAAAUGAAGACCAGUACAUCAGCACAAGCUUAUUGGCAAGAUUUCAAGUGCUGCAUUUUAUGCCUGGGAUCGAUUUUCCUUCCGACAAUGCAGUCUGAUCAUGAUUGGAAAAUGCAGCUGUGUUCAGUUUAGGCCAAUAAUUUUAUGCAGUCAUUGCUUUUCUGUCAAUACUAAUAAAGUGAACUCUGCCUGACUGUACAAGUGAUGUAAUACAUCUGUUUCCCAAUAUGUAACUGAAAAAAAAUAAAAGUAGUUUUUUUUAAA